This is a messenger RNA of Sphaerodactylus townsendi, 695 nucleotides long. Its product is annotated as outer mitochondrial transmembrane helix translocase. The annotation marks the transcript as partial. Gene Ontology annotation, cellular component: mitochondrial outer membrane. NCBI's taxonomy places the organism in Eukaryota, Metazoa, Chordata, Lepidosauria, Squamata, Sphaerodactylidae. The record is from RefSeq and is a predicted model, not a curated record. The transcript has 4 exons.
UGUUCUUGCAAAGAGCAUCGCCCUCGCCUUAAGGCUUUCCUUGGUCCGGGUAGCAGGAAGAGGGGGAAGGUCACCGGGCGGCAUUCCCGGCAGAGGCCCCUUUCGCUUUCACAUUCCCCGCUGGCGCUCAUGUGGCCAGGCCAGGGCGGCCUGCUUGCCACUCUCUUCCCAACCAGGCCUCUGCACAAGCCUUAGAGCCGUGUGGCUUGGGAACAGCAACGGCGAAUCUCCCUCCCACUCAUUUCCUUCUGUCCUUCCUUCGUGCUGCCUUUGUCAGUCGCUGUUCUUUCCCCAUCAAAGGUGUAAAAGCAAAAUGGUACAUGCUGAAGCUUUUUCUCGCCCGUUGAGCCGGAAUGAAGUUGUCGGCUUAAUUUUCCGGCUGACGAUAUUUGGUGCUGUGACCUAUUUCACCAUUAAAUGGAUGGUAGAUGCAAUUGAUCCCACCAGGAAACAAAAAGUAGAAGCUCAGAAACAGGCAGAGAAGUUAAUGAAACAAAUAGGUGUGAAAAAUGUGAAGCUUACAGAGUAUGAAAUGAGCAUUGCUGCACACCUCGUAGACCCUCUUAGCAUGCAUGUAACGUGGAGUGAUAUUGCAGGUUUAGAUGACAUUAUUACAGACCUGAAGGAUACCGUCAUUUUGCCAAUCAGGAAGAAACAUUUGUUUCAGAACUCCAGACUGUUACAGCCACCAAAAG